AUGAUAACUAAAUUGUAAGUUGGACACUUAUUAAUUGGAUUUACAGCAGGAUUUUAUUUUGCAAUUAACUUAGAUCAAGCAUAUUACUUUUCUUUGCAUCAUAAGUUAUUCUUGCCUUUGAAAGAAGAACUAAACAAAAGUGAGAAAACAAUUUCAACAAUAUUUAAUACUUUUAAAUAGGGAAUCAAGAAUGCUUAUGAUGAUAUUUGAGUU
Paramecium sonneborni is the source of this 213-nucleotide messenger RNA. Lineage: Eukaryota; Ciliophora; Oligohymenophorea; Peniculida; Parameciidae. The record is from the annotation of a GenBank genome assembly.